Molecule: messenger RNA, 6223 nt
Organism: Lethenteron reissneri (Far Eastern brook lamprey)
Lineage: Eukaryota; Metazoa; Chordata; Hyperoartia; Petromyzontiformes; Petromyzontidae
Product: mitogen-activated protein kinase kinase kinase 9-like
Biological process (GO): protein phosphorylation
Molecular function (GO): protein binding; ATP binding; JUN kinase kinase kinase activity
Source: RefSeq, a predicted model, not a curated record
AGCCGGCCCCGUCGGUGGCGCUCGCUCCGCUCCUCGCUCCACACCUCGCUCCACCGCGUUCGCUCGCUCGCUUGCUGAGAUCGGGUCACUGGCUUCGCUAGGAUCGGGUCCUGAGAUCGGGUCACUGGCUUCGCUAGGAUCGGGUCCUGAGAUCGCUGCCCACGGCUUCGCUGAGAUCGGGUCUUGAGAUCGGGUCACUGGCUUCGCUGAGAUCGGGUCCUGAGAUCGGGUCCCCGGCUUCGCUGAGAUCGGGUCCUGAGAUCGAGUCCUGAGAUCGCUGUCCACGGCUUCGCUGAGAUCGGGUCCUGAGAUCGGGUCCCCGGCUUCGCUGAGAUCGGGUCCUGAGAUCGAGUCCUGAGAUCGCUGUCCACGGCUUCGCUGAGAUCGAGUCCUGAGAUCGGGUCCCUGGCUCCGCUGAGAUCGGGUCCUGAGAUCGGGUCACUGGCUUCGCUGAGAUCGGGUCCUGAGAUCGGAUCCCUGGCUUCGCUGAGAUCGGGUCCGACGACGCGGAGGACGACUUGAAUGGACGAGGACGCGGCUCCGUUCGGAGAGGGCGCGGGCGAGAGUUUCGUGGCCCGAGACUGAGAGACGCGCUUCGGGCAAGGGGGGCGCUGAGUUGAGUGGAAGUCUCCCGAGGCCACCACCACCACCACCCACCACCCACCAUCACCACCCACCACCAUCACCCACCACCACCACCACUCCUGGUGCCGUCUCCAGGUGCUGAUGGGGACCCUCUUCACGUGGAGCUGCGCGCGUUGCCGUUGUGUUUGUCAGUGACGUGGAGUUCCGCAGAGACCGGCGAGAUGGUUCAGGCGAUGUCUGUAGAGACUUGAGUUGCGCCGAAGGUGAUUUACAUUGUUCAUGGCCACGUAGCGUGAGAUCGGCCAUAGACGUCGGGGCCCUGUUGAGGCCACAUCGGAGCCAUGGAACCUCUCAAGGGGAUUUUCUCUCGGACCAAAAGUUUCCGCGAUUCACUGCGCAACAACGAUUCUCAGCAGCAGCAGCAGCAACAUCAACAGCAGCAUCCACAGCAGCAGCAGCAACAGCAGGAGCAGCCAUACAGCUGCACCAACCCACUUUGGACGGCCGUGUUUGACUACGAGGCGAGUGCCGAGGACGAGUUGACGCUGCGUCCCGGCGACAUGGUGGAGGUGCUCUCCAAGGACUCGGAGGUGUCCGGCGACGUGGGCUGGUGGACGGGCAAGCUCAACAACAGGGUGGGCAUCUUCCCCAGCAACUACGUGACGUGCAGCAAGUCUCGGGGCAGCAGCUACGCCAAGCUGCACAACGAGAGGCCGCCGGGUUUGUUCGCGGAUCCUCCGGUCGAGGUGGGUUUCGCGGAGCUCUCCCUGGAGGAGAUCAUUGGCGCCGGAGGAUUUGGCAAAGUCUACAGGGGCACGUGGCGCGGCGAGGAGGUGGCAGUGAAGGCCGCUCGUCAGGACCCCGACGAGGACAUCAGCGUGACGAUGGAGAACGUGAGGCAGGAGGGGAAGCUCUUCUCCAUGCUGAAGCAUCCGAACAUCAUUGCGCUGAAAGCGGUGUGCCUGCAGGCGCCCAACCUGUGCCUUAUCAUGGAGUACGCGCGGGGAGGUGCUCUCAACAGGGCUCUGGCCGGACGCCGCAUCCACCCGCACAUUCUGCUCGACUGGGCCGUGCAGAUCGCCCGCGGGAUGAAGUAUCUUCACGAUGAGGCCAUCGUCAAUAUCAUCCACCGUGACCUCAAGUCCUGCAAUGUCCUGCUGCAGGAGCGCGUGGAGAACGACGACCUGGAGGCCAAGACGCUGAAGAUCACCGACUUUGGGCUGGCCCGCGAGUGGUACAAGACGACGAUGAUGAGCGCGGCCGGAACCUACGCUUGGAUGGCGCCCGAGGUCAUCAAGUCGUCCACCUUUUCCAAGGGCAGCGACGUCUGGAGCUACGGCGUGCUGCUGUGGGAGCUGCUGACGGGCGAGGUGCCGUACCGCGGCAUCGACGGGCUGGCCGUGGCGUACGGCGUCGCCGUCAACAAGCUCACCCUGCCCAUCCCUUCCACCUGCCCGGAGCCCUUCUCCAAGCUCAUGACAGAGUGCUGGGACCCCGAUCCGCACUCGCGGCCCCCGUUCUCACGCAUCCUCGACGAGCUGGUGGCCGUGCAGGAGUCGGGCAUCUUCCACAUCCCGCAGGAGUCCUUCCACUCCCUGCAGGACGACUGGAAGCUGGAGAUCCAGCACAUGUUUGACGAGCUGCGCGCGAAGGAGAAGGAGCUGCGCACGCGGGAGGAGGAGCUGAUGCGCGCGUCGCUGCAGCAGAAGUCGCAGGAGGAGCUGCUCAAGAGGCGCGAGCAGGAGCUGGCCGACCGCGAGAUCGACGUGCUGGAGCGAGAGCUGCACAUUCUCAUCCACCACAUCUACCAGGACAAGCCGUGCGUCAAGAAGCGCAAGGGGCACUUUGCGCGCGCGCGGCUCAAGCUCAGCAAGGACGGCAACCGCAUCAGCCUCCCCUCAGACUUCCAGCACAAGAUCACGGUGCAGGCGUCCCCCGACCGCAGGAUAAGCGUCGAUACCCCGCCCGGCAGCCCCGCACUCAUCCCCCGCCUGCGCGCCAUCCACCUGGCCGGAUCGAGCGGUACGAGGCUGUGGGGCCGCAGCGCGGGCUCGCCGAGAAAGGAUGACGAUCGCAGGAACGGGGACAAGAAGGGGCGAGGGAGGGGAGGCGUCUCUGGGCCUCAGAGGGAGAGGAGCAGCCUGGAGGACAGGAUAGACGAGAUUGGGAGAGAAUCUCCUGAUGGGGUGCUACAGACGGAGGAGAGCGAAAGUGAUGACAGCAGGCUCAAGCCUGUGGCGAAUGGGAUCAAGGUGAGCCCAGGAGAACUCCGAAAUCCCCGGCAGCUGCUGCGAGGAGUCCAAUCUUCGCCCGCAACCCCCAGCGGCUCUCGUGAAACGGGUGAUCGGAGCGUCAGGAGGACAAAGCAGAUCAUCCGGCGCCCGAACCUCUCCUGCCUCAACCUCUCCUCGCGCCACGGCGGCACGAGCGAUGAGUCCACGAGUGAUGACGACCUCGAGAAAACCGCGGUCGCCGCCGCAACCGCAGACGACGACGACGGCGUUCCCGGGGCCACGUGCGAUUCCUCGGGCAGUGCCACCCCGCACGGCACCCCGCAGCACACCCCGCGGCACACCCCGCGGCACACGCCACGGCACACCCCACCCGACGUCCUGCCCCCGGUCCACCAGGUCUCCAAAGACAAGGAGCACCGCAGCGGAAUGGCGCUGUUCGGUUGUGCCGCGGUGCUGUCGGUGGUGGCCCUCGGCGAAGACGUGCGGCACGCCGGGCGCAUCCCGCCCACCUCCAGCAGCACCAGCGAGGGGGGGGGGCGGCAGCAGCAAGAGCGCAAGCGAGCGGCGUUUUUCCAGCGCGCGGGGCUGUUCCGUCGCAGCGCGGGAAUGUCCGUGCAGUGGAGGAAGUCGCCACGGGAAGGCGGCGGUGGGGUCAACGGUCCGCAGGGGUCGCCCUCGUCGUCACUCUCCAUAUGCAACUCGACGCGCUCCUUGCUGCGCUCGGACAGCGAGGACACAACGCACUGGCCCCACUGGCCGGAGGGGUCACCGGUGUCGUCGCAGGUCACCCCCGGCUCCGCGGCCGACCCGCUGUGCGCCAACCUGCACUUUGAGCCGGCGGUCAAAGGCCACCAGCGGAAUGCGUCUGACAGCACCAUCACGGACGUGUCGCUCGAGCAACCGGUGUCAAACGGCGUGUGCAUCUCCUACCAAGCUCUACCAGAACCGGCGACGGUGCUGAUACUGAGCCCUCCGCCGCCGGCGGAACACCCUUCGUCCCCGCAGCGGCCCCGCACGCUGGCACUCACCGCCAGGCCUCGCCCCUCGCCGGCGCUCGCUCACCAUGACCCCUGGCGCGUCGUCUCCUCGGCGACGACAAUGUUGGACCCGGCGUCCGGCCAGAGCUCCGGCUCCGACACGCCCACCAACCCCUGGCCGGAGCCGCUGGGCGCCAAGUGGCCCGCCGCGAGCGACGCGGAAGAGCGGAGAGAGCCGCCGCCACCGCCGCCACCACAGCCGCCGCCACAGCCCCAGCCCCGCCGCCCCCCCGCGGAGAUCGCCGCCACCCUCCUGGACAUGGACGUUGACGGGCAGAGCAAGGACGGCACCGUACCGCUGUCGGUGCGCCUCAACGCCUUACGGAAGGACCACCCCAUGUUUUACGAGCUCGAAAGGCAGUUCCUUGGACAGUCGUAACCUUCUUAAACGCACGUGGUGUUUUUGCAAGGAGGGCGGAUGUUGGGACUCAUCCGCGCGAGUCAAAAGCAGUUCGUAUGGAUGAGGCAGGGCUCGGUAAUUUGCAAAGAUAACUGCCAAAUGGAUGCGCAAGUCUGCUUGACGGGUAUUGCGUCUGUCAGCAUUCGCUUUAAUGGGGAGAAAGCAAAAUGCUUCCCAGGUCACCUUUGAAAAGCCGACUCUUUGUUCAAGAUUUGAUUUAUGUAUGCGUGUGUACAUAUAUAGGAACUACAGUUUGUGUUGGAUAGAGAUCUUGGAGAUGAAACAUUCUCAUUCCCUCAACAGACAUUCACGAGACAGACGCUGCACAAGGGAAAUUAUGUCACGUGGCCUCAUUAUGUCUACCACAGCUGUUACUGUCUGCGUAAAAAGGGUGCUAUGCAUCACAUCGCAGAAAUACUUCAUCUCAGCUUUGGCUGCGCUAAUGACCUUCGGGAGCAAAUUAAAAUAUCAGUACGAAACUCCUAUUUAAAGGGCUUUAUCUGCACAACCAAAUACACACAUGGGCGUAUGAUGUCUCGUUUAACAUGCACAAGGGUUUUUAUUUUCUUGAGGAUGCGGGAUUGGAUAUGUGUAAAUGUGUAAAACAAAAAAUUGAUCAUGAAUGCAAUAAGAAAUGACGUUUCGUGGUGCAUUUAAAACUGAUUGCACAUGGUUACCUUGUGCAGGCUGCCGCUUGCCACAAGUUUGCCAUACUUACGCGUUCUUUUUUUUUUAUUGCGGACGUACGAAUGUCGUCCUUGAGUAUCGUUUUCUUCCAAAAAAAGGUGCUCGAGCCUCGCGGAGUAGAGCAGUCGGCGCUGUGACGUCGUCUCGGAGGCAGUGAGGGUCACGGGGGGGGGGCGGAGGGGGUGGGGAGUGACCUUACGAUGAAAGUUCGACGACCACGGUUUUUACGCAAGUCGGUAAAUGGGUUCCGCGGAGUAGUACUACUAUACCGACAUAUGGGGAGUGUGACCACUUUCGAGCAUAACUUGUCUAAUGUUACGUGCAAUGGGCUACUUUCACUGACGCGAAGGCAUCUGCAGUGAGCCUUGAAUGUGACGAGGAGAGCUCACCGGCUGUGUCUCUUCGCCAUCGGCUCGCAGUCUCUCAGGCCUCGCACCUCUUUUCCUGUUUUGUUGCCCACCAUUUGGUUACCAUGCCAGUUCUCUCCUAGCCCACGCGCUCGCUGGAUGAGCAAGCGCUGGAUGCCCCAGCUAGGGUUGCCACCUGUUUUCUUUUUCUUCGGAUCAUUCUCUUGUCUGAGGUAGCUGUCGUUAGUCAUCCCGGGACAUUAGAAGUCUUGUUUUCGAUUUUUUUUUAGUUUUUGUCAGUUGCAUAAUAAUACACAACUCAAGACAAUUCACUGACAUGUAGUUUUCUCUCUUAGGGUGUUGCGAGAUAUUCUUCUUCCCAUGAAUAUGUCCUUCAUUUUGUUCGUACCACAGACACAUGACAAGCCUAGCUGCAGCUGAUGGGAUGACACAAGAGGUGGGCCACGGUGGUGGUCGUGGUGGGGGAAUGGCCAAGAGGCCUGAGGCCCGAGCCGCCGCCGGCGUCCCGGUUGUCGGCGCGCGCCGCGUGCUAAAAUGUGAAUGGGCACUGGCGGUGGCUGAGCCCCCCAAUGUGGUGGGGGGACAGCCGCUGCCGCCUGUAGUCAGUGCACUGGACUGUGGCUCGUCGGGCUGUGUUCGCCGUGCGGCUAACCGCCACACGCGUGCCGCGUGCACGCGGCGCGAGAUCCGGCGACGGUGCGUUUAAGCGUCCCCCCGUUGAUGGUCGCUUGCGGGAGGGAUACCCGCCCAGCAACUAACAGUACCGACGGAAUGACACUGCGCAUACUUUAUUCGCGAUCGAGCAAACACUUCAAUGCUGUUCUGUAAUAUAUGUAAAUGUACCAAAUGUCGCUUGGUUCUCACAAGGGCCUUUAAGGUGUAUUAAAUUAAAGGCAUAAGAGAAUACGCAUU